AUGGUGCGACCCGGUGCGCCUGGCGGCGGCGACGGCGACGAGGUGGACCGGAAGCCGGUGAUCAAGCCGGGCGUGCACCUGACGCUCAAGGUGCAGGACACCGCGGGGCGCACGCUGGAGCGCACCGUGCGGCGGACCGAGAAGCUGCAGGGGCUCAUGGACGCCUACUACGCCAGCGUGCCGGACGUCACCCACGGCACCGGCAGGUUCCUGUACGACGGCGGGCGGCUGGCCGGCUGGCAGACCCCCGCGGAGCUCGAGAUGGAGGACGGCGACGAGAUCGACUUCUUCACCGAGCUGUUGGGCGGCGGCGGACGGGCUUCUGCUGCCGCUGCCGCUGAGCAGCAGCCGGUGCUGGCCAAGGCAAAGGAUCGAUCGACGAUCAUGCCGGCGGCGUUGGUGACCCCCGUGGUGAAGGACGAAGAGGGGCGCAGGAUCAGCCGCACCAUGCGCGACACCGACGCGCUGCAGGACCUCAUGGACUUCUACUACGCCACGGUGCCCGUUGUGCCGCGCGGCCGAGGGGGUCUUCUGCUACCGGGCCGAGCGGCUCGACGGCCGCCGGACGCCGCACUGCUACGGCAUGUUCAGGCCGGGGCCCGGGUCGACUUCUUCCUCGAGAUGAGGCCGAGCGCGUUCGUGACGGUCACCGUGCGGGACGACCAGGGGCCCGAGGUCACGCGCACCAUGCGGCGGGCGGACCCGAUGCGGGACCUGAUCGACUUCUACUACGCCAUGACGACGCAUGUCCACGGGACCUUCGAGGAGUCGGCUUCGCCGGCGCGGGUCAUCGUGCGCAGGAUCGUCGCCGCCGCAGCCGCCAUCAAGCCCGUGAUGCUGGUGACCCUUAAGGUGGAGGACACCCACCGCCGCGUCGUCAAGCGCACCAUGCGGAGGACCGACAAGCUGCAGGGCCUCAUGGACUACUACUACGACGUGGUGUUGUGCACGGCCGACGGCGGCGCGCGCGGCACGGGGCGCUUCAUCUUCGACGGCAAGCGGAUGAAAGGGGAGCACACGCCGGAGGACCUAAACAUGGUCAGCGGGGACAAGAUCGACUUCUUCCAGGACCUGCUGUCCGGCUGA
Panicum virgatum (switchgrass) is the source of this 1086-nucleotide messenger RNA. RefSeq lists its product as uncharacterized. Gene Ontology annotation, biological process: protein sumoylation. The record is from RefSeq and is a predicted model, not a curated record. The transcript is spliced from 3 exons. Gene Ontology annotation, molecular function: protein tag activity; ubiquitin-like protein ligase binding. Bases 1 to 1086 code for a protein of 361 amino acids. Gene Ontology annotation, cellular component: nucleus. NCBI's taxonomy places the organism in Eukaryota, Viridiplantae, Streptophyta, Magnoliopsida, Poales, Poaceae.